Messenger RNA from Mercurialis annua (annual mercury), 1806 nucleotides. RefSeq lists its product as uncharacterized. Gene Ontology annotation, molecular function: structural constituent of ribosome. Gene Ontology annotation, cellular component: mitochondrial small ribosomal subunit. Lineage: Eukaryota; Viridiplantae; Streptophyta; Magnoliopsida; Malpighiales; Euphorbiaceae. The coding region runs from base 116 to 1498 and encodes 460 amino acids. The transcript is spliced from 7 exons. The record is from RefSeq and is a predicted model, not a curated record.
UUGAUCCUUUGUUCACCGUUUCACUCCCUCACUCCACUCUUCCGCCGCGAAAGUUUUACUUUUUAGAAAAACCCAAAACCUCUCUCAGCCUCCAUCUCCGGCGAACAAAAACAAAAUGCUAAGGCUAAUCAUCAGAGCCGCAUUAACAAAUUCCCAACGCAACCCAAAACUAAACUCUGUAAUUACUCCUUCUUUAUCAUCACUCAAUCUCAAUCACUACUCUUCAAAAUCCGCCAAACCCAACAAGAAAAAUGACCAAAAAUCCAAGAAGAAACCCAAAUCCAAGAACCCCUCUGAAGAUUCCGCAUCAUCCACAGCCGACGAUUUCGAAGCCUCCCUCGUCGACGACGGCGUCACCCGCGCCCGCCGCCUGACGGAGGAUGAUACUGACCCUUCUCUUGAUCUGGGUCUUAAUGGCCGACCUCUGUUCACUCCUACUUCCUCGCUCUCUCAGCUCACUCGUAAAGACACCUGCACUUAUUUCAAGCUCAGUGAGGAAGGACUGAAUAAUGUGUUACCCGAGGGAUUGACAGCGGGUAUGGUGAAGGAGUUUGAGGAAUCAAUGCGAAGAGCUGUGUUGGUUAGGCAGAGUUUUUUGGAUAUUCGCGACAAUUUCAGAGGCGUUGUUGAUUCUCCUUUGAGUUCGUCUGAUGCUAAAGCUCAAAAACUGAGGAAGCAAAUUGUGUUGGAUGGUCCUGUUAGCUGUGGAAAGAGUAUUAUUUUAGCAAUGCUCGUGCAUUGGGCUCGUGAAGAGGGUUGGCUCGUAUUUUAUGUUCCCAGAGGAAAGGAUUGGACUCAUGGAGGAUUUUUCUAUAAAAACCCAAAUACUGGUCUUUGGGACACGCCUGUACAGGCUCAAAGUAUUCUCAAGGAUUUUCUGAAAUAUAAUGAGUCCCACUUGAAGCAUUUACCAUGUCACAUUUUGGAUCCUGUUCCACUGGGAGAGGGUGCUGGUGUUGGAUGGAUGAAAGGAGUUGAGUCCAUGCCAGUUCCAGAAGGUUCAACUUUAUAUGACUUGAUUCAAAUUGGAAUCAAGCACACACAUGCAGCUGUUGGUGCAGUAGUUCGUUUGAGGAAAGAGUUGUCACUCGUAAAAGAUAUCCCUGUGCUCAUUGCAAUUGAUCAAUAUAAUAACUGGUUUACAUUCAGCGAGUAUGAAGAGCCGGUGACCAUCCGUUCAUGCAGACCAAUACAUGCUAGAGAACUUGCAACAGUAAAUGCUUUUAGGUCAAUGAUGCAUGAUGACAUGAUGGUAGGUGCCUUUUCACAUUCAACUGCUGUUGGAAAGCUGCGCCAAGACUUGCCAGAUGUUCCUGCAGAUGCUCGUGUCAAUUUGCCUCGAUAUAGCAUAGAUGAAGCAGGCACUGUUUGUCAUUACUACCUCAGGCAAAGACUAGUACGUCGUGAAGCGUUUUCAGAGGAGAACUGGAAGAAGGUAUUUUACCUAUCCAAUGGAAAUGGAACAGAAAUGAGAUGGCUACUUCCGUUAAUGCGAUGACAUAUCAGAUACUGCAUUUAGAUACAUAGAAAGACAAUUUUCUCCGAUUCAAUUCUCCUAGUUUUGAAGUUGUUAAAUGUGAGGUCAACAUCUUCUGUUUUCAACUCCGAUGAGAUUAGCAAACCGGAAAAUCUGAAAUUUUUGCCACUUUAUUGGUUUACUAGGUCGGAAUCUUUCUUGCAGCCCAAGUAUGUAACUUGUGUAGAUCAGCUAGCAUUUUGUGUAUUUUUAUUGUAGAAGGUUGAUUUCUUGUAAUAAUGGUGAUUUUAUUUCUUAUGCCUAAAUUAUAGACCACCUCUUAGUCGGCA